GCUGCAUUGCGGCGCCAAGGGCGAGCGAAAUACUGUCGUGGAUGUAUCAGUUGGCGGCAGCCUCCUGCGGGGUGCCUGUGACCGAAGCGUGUAUGCUGUGUUGAAGCAGGACAAGCUCGGCAUUGCAACUGCCUUAUGUCGCAUGGUGAAGCUUUGGGCAAAGCGCCGGCGGCUUACCAACACACUGAAAGGAGGCCUUAGCAGCUUUUCCUUUGUUCUUCUGACCAUCUUUUUCCUUCAGCAAGGAGGUGAGGCCAACGCUGCAGGGCAGACUCAUGGCCUUCCCCCGCAGAACAUGGUCACGGGGACAAAGCCCACGGCCGCCAACCCGGAAAAGUGCUGUCCACCUCCGCUGGGUCUCAACCCGCAGGCAACUGAGGAGGAGCUCGCUCGCUUACUGCUGGCGUUUUUCAACUGGGCUGCAGAGGAUUUGCCACGACUACAAAGCUUCACGCUCUCCGUCGCCUCUGCAAAAGCAGAACGCCGGGCGGGAGCCUUCAAGCCAUUAGUUCUGGCUGUGCCUUUUGCUCCUGGAGACAAUGCAGCUCGCUGCCUUCGUGCGGAUGUUUGG
Messenger RNA from Symbiodinium pilosum, 571 nucleotides. Lineage: Eukaryota; Dinophyceae; Suessiales; Symbiodiniaceae. The record is from the annotation of a GenBank genome assembly.